AUGUCAUCGAGGUUUCAGCCCUCUGAUCCUCACAGUGGAAACACUGAGCUAUCGUCGCAUCACAUGAAGCUGAGAGCAGCAGUAGCAACAACAACAGAGACCCAUGACACCUGCUCACCGCUGAGAUUCAACAGUCUGACCCUGGAUGAGUUGAGUGAGGAGCUUAAUAGGCGCACCAAGGAAACCCAGAGGCUUCAGGAGGAGGUGGAAAAUGCCACCAAAGUGGCCUUGGAAAGAUUUGGCUGCACAUAUGACAUCAGCAGCACACCUGAGCACAGCGGCUAUGAGUACGAGCUUAAUGUUGAUGGCUCACUUGAUGAUUCAACCAUUUUCUCAGCCCACCAGCAGACAGGGACUCAGCCUCUUAUCUGUAGUCCAGAGCGUUUAAACCAGGAGGUCAGCACUCGUGGAAAGGAGGUGUUGGAGAAUGUGUUAGAUGACUGCCUCCAGCAGAUGUCUAAUUUGCAGCUCAACGAGAUGUGUGACCAACCUGAACAAGAGACAUUCGGUUUUGACAAGGCCAUCAUGGACCUGCAGAUCAAGCUGCAGAAAGUCCAGAUAGAGAAAAACGUCCUGUCUGACCUCAGAAUGAAGGAUUCGAGGAAACACGUUGAUCAGAUGGAAAAGAUGCUGCGCAUGUUGGAGGAGAUCCAAAACAUCAAAAGUUCUGAGGACCAGAAGCUGCAGAAAACGGAGAAUGAGACGUUGGCACUUAACAGGAAAGUAGAGACACUGGAAUGGAAUAUAAAGGAUUUGUACCAUACGUUGUUAUCUCAUGAGAAACAGUGUGCACACAAAUCCAUCACCAGUCCUAAAGUCACCAAUAUUCCAAGACAGCCACCGUUAGCUGUUAAUGUAACUGAGGAUCAUUAUGAAGAAAAAGAGGAGCUACAGGAGAAACAUGUUUUAUCAGUGGAACAUCUGGGGAAUGAACAGUGCAAUGGAGUAAAUACGCAAAAAGAAAGAAUGGAGCAGCUGAUAGCGAGUCUUGGCCAGGAGGUGGCGAUGUUGACCGACAAACUGAGUUCAUCAAAAGACAGCGGCGUCAACUUAAGUGUCAAACUGGAGCUGCUAAAGAGACUUGCAAAGGGACAGGCAUCAUUGCACCAGCGUAAGGUCAGUGAGAUGGAGUCAACCGUCACCAGCCAUAAAGAUAAGGUUUGUCGUCUGGAGCAGCAGCUCAUUCAGGCUCAGUCACAGCUGGUGAACGUCCAGAGAGAGAAAGAACGAUCACUACAACAGACAGAGGAGCUUCGGUCUCAGCUCGGACAACUUAAGAGAUGCAGUGAGCAGCAGCAGUGUGACCUCCGGGAGGAGGUGAAGGUCCUGAGAGGAGAGCUGGAGGUGGCGAGGGAGCAGCUUCACAGAGCUGGGGAGGAGAAAAGAAAUCUACUGGCCCUGCUGGAUCAGAGGGCCCAGGAGGGGAGGAAAUACCAGGAGGAGGAACUCCAGCGCAGGCAGCAAGAAGCCGAACAGCACCUUGCCAGACUGGAAGACGCUCAGAGCCAGUGCCAGAUCCUUCACGCAGAGAGAGAGACACUGAGGCUGACACUGAGUGAAAGAGAGAAAAUGGUAGAAAUUCUCAGGUUGCAGAUGGAGAACAGUAGCCAGAUGACGGCGCAACACAGCCACACCAUCGACAGCCUUCACCAGGAGAACAGCCACCUCAGCAACCAGCUGAACCAGCACAAGUUGGAGAUUCAGGAGCUCAGGGCCGAGUUAGAUUACCACAAGUCAGACCUGGCAGCUGCGGAGCACGAGAGGUGCCAGCUACAGGCGUCUGUGAUGGAGCAGACUCGACAAGUUCGGGAGGAGACACUUGAGAAACAGCACCUCACCACCCGGCUAGAGGUGCACCGUGUGCAGUUACUCACCCUCAAUAAGGAGCACAAGGAGCUGCAACGGCUUCACAGCUGCAAGAGCGAGGAGCACGAGGGUGUGGUGCUGAAGCUUCAGAGUCAGCUGAAGAACGCCCAGGCAGAGCUGGACCAGGUCAGGAGCACCCUAAGGACCCUGGAAGGAGCUGAUGGACACGGCCUUCAGGUGGCCAUGGGCAUGCAGAAAGAGAUCACUGCCAGGAGAGAACAGGUUGACUCUCUGCAUAGUAGGAUCCAACAUCUGGAGGAAACUGUGGAGAAGCUGCAUCAGGAGAAGCACUACCAGAGCCUGGAGAACCAGCGUCAGCUCCAGGAGCUCACCUUUGUCAGGGAGGAGAAAAGACAGCUUGCUAAUGAGCUGGAGGCCCUUCAGUCCAAAGAUAAACAGUUAAGGGACAGGAUCAGCAAGCUGGAGGGAAUCCUUCACAAGAUGUCAGAGAGCUUCACAGACUGUCAGGAUUUUAUCCAGCUGCAGGAGCAGGAGUUCUUUCGUCUGAAACUCAAACAUGCCCUGGAUUUGAAGGAACUCCAAGGUCAAAAUUUGCGCACUGCUCCGAAUGUAACUCCACCUGUCCUGGACUCUCCGAACCCGACCGCACUCCCUGCUCCACCCUUCUCCCAGCACGUCUCCAACACCCACAUGAAGUCAAAGCAGCAGCAGGAGAGCCACACCUGGGAGCUCAGGUCUCUCGUGAAAGAGCUGCGUGGAGUGAUUUCGGAGAACCGCAGACCACACACCGAUAACGGCGCCACCGGCAACAGUUUCCACAGGAGGCGGUCCGCACCGGAGAGAACCGCAUUCAGUGCUGACGAGUAUGAAGAUGUAAAAACUGGCUCCAGACUGAGAAGAAAGACUUGUGGCAGUGAGCCACAUUUCCUGAAGACAGCUGAGCUGAAAACAAUAAGCAACAACUCCUUCAGUGAGGGUCAUCUAAUAUCAGGUCCACAGUACACUUCCUCCCCAAAGCUACACUCACCAGGCCGCAGGUCGCCCGUGCACGCUCUCCUGACCUUUGACCCUAACAGCUAACAGUGACACAACACACUACAACAGUCCUGAGGCUGGCUCCUCUCAGCAAAAGCUCACCGGGUGAAGUUGAACGCCAAAGGAAGGUUUCAUAAAACUACUGAUCAAGUGUCUUUUUGUGAUUGUUUAA
Messenger RNA from Scomber scombrus (Atlantic mackerel), 3034 nucleotides. Its product is annotated as coiled-coil domain-containing protein 158-like. The record is from RefSeq and is a predicted model, not a curated record. The coding region runs from base 1 to 2907 and encodes 968 amino acids. The transcript is spliced from 23 exons. Lineage: Eukaryota; Metazoa; Chordata; Actinopteri; Scombriformes; Scombridae.